UCAUGGAGUACCCCAAGCGCAGGAAGAAGGUCUCACAAACGAUCAUGUACGGCAGCCCUGAAUCGAUGCCCGUGUGGAUACAAAAGUUCUUCGGGAAGCCCGUUUUCGACAACUUGAUCCACGAAGGCGGCCCGUGCUCCAGGUGCCGUGCCAAGCGUGCCGCCAAGUACUACGUGACAUUUACUAUGGAGGAGGACUGGAUCGAGCCUACGGCCACCGACGACGAGUGCGAGUUCGGGGACGGUCCCACGAUGUCGCCACCUCCCUCUGUGUCGCCAGGCGGGGAAGAUCGCAUCUGGUACGAUG
Messenger RNA from Prorocentrum cordatum, 306 nucleotides. The record is from the annotation of a GenBank genome assembly. Lineage: Eukaryota; Dinophyceae; Prorocentrales; Prorocentraceae.